Molecule: messenger RNA, 4001 nt
Organism: Magallana angulata
Lineage: Eukaryota; Metazoa; Mollusca; Bivalvia; Ostreida; Ostreidae
Product: rho guanine nucleotide exchange factor 7-like
Exons: 22
Coding region: 146-2713 (855 amino acids)
Molecular function (GO): guanyl-nucleotide exchange factor activity; protein binding
Source: RefSeq, a predicted model, not a curated record
CAGACAUAAGUAAAGAUGAAACUAUGAGAGGGAGAUGGGAUAUCUUGUUCUGUAUUGAAGAUCAGGAUUUUAAAAUAGGGAGCAAAUACCUGAUAACCUUUGAAGCUAGAUGUCUACAUUUAGUUAACAUACGUGUACUGUAGUCAUGGCAAGCCAAAGUCAUUUUAAGAAGAAGAAAACCCGAAGUCAAGAACUGUCGGAGGAUUUCGAUUUGAUUGUGAAUGAAAUUAAUGAUUUUAUUGCUAUUUUAGAGGAACAAGGACAUAAGCCAAGUGAGCCCUUGCCUCUGGAUACAGGACAGAUAGAACCUGACCUCGAUUCGGAGAGUUCCUCUCUGUCGCUGUCCCCACGUAACACUGUGAUUCACAUAGAGGACACUGAUCUCUUCCUCCAGCAUCAGGAGAAUUCCGAACCGAUCUACGAGUCAUUUGACGAGGUCCAAGAAUGUCCGUAUGAAUCGAUUCAGAAUGUGAGACCAAAACCAAAGGCUAUAGCCACUGCCAACCUCAUUCCUCAGGCCUACAAGCCAAUACCCAAGCCUAAACCUCUCAACCUCAGGAGGAUGGGCGAGCCAGGGAAUCCACCCAAAAGGGUCAAGGCUAUACACAACUACAAGGGCACAAAUAAUGAUGAGCUCUGUUUGAUGAAGGGUGACAUAAUCACAGUAUCCCAGACCAUGGAUGGGGGCUGGUGGGAGGGGACCCUCAACGGCAAGACUGGCUGGUUCCCCAGCAACUAUGUCAAGGAGCUCAAGUCAGAUAUUGUAACACAAGAUAUCCCAGGCAAGAGACAGUCAGGGGCCCUCAAGGGGGAUGUCCAAGUCUAUAAGCGUGAGAGCAUGCAGUAUUACCAUAAUGUGGUUUUGCAAAAUGUAAUAGAAACAGAGAAAACUCAUGUCCAAGAAUUAACAACAGUGUUACAGACCUACAUACAGCCCAUUCAUAACUCCUCAAUAUUAACCCCCACAGAGUACUCUCAGCUGAUUGGUAACUUGGAGGAAAUCUUAGCAUUCCAGAACACAUUUCUUUCAGCAAUUGAAGAGUGCAUGAAUAAUUGCAGACAGCCUCCUCACCAGCGCAGGGUGGGAGGGGUGUUUCUGAAGUAUGCCCCCCGUGUGAAGGAACUCUACAUGGCUUACUCGGCCAAUCAUCCACAAGCUGCCGCAAUUCUACAAAAUAAACGGGAUGAUUUAAAUAAGUUUAUGGAAUCGAUUGGUGCUACAAAAGGAACAAUGACCUUGACUACAAAUCUGUACAAGCCUUUUACCCGGUUAGACAAAUAUCCCAGUCUUUUGAAGGAGUUAGAAAGACAUAUUGAGGAGAGCCAUAUUGACAGAGGGGACACUCAAAGAGCCAUAUCAGUGUACAGGGAGAUAGCAAAUGCUUGCAUGGAAGUCAGGAAGUGUAAAGAGAUGGAGUAUGAGAUUCUAACAAGUUCAAUAAAAGGAUGGUCAGGGGAGGAAAUUGCCAAGCUGGGGGAGGUGGUCCGACUAUCCCAGGUACAAGUGACCUCGCUGAGUGGGGACAAGAUGGACAGGAUCUUUGUGUUGUUCCCCAGUCUGCUGGUCAUGCUGUCUAUGAGUCCCAGACUCAGUGGAUACCAGUACGAGGGCAAGCUGCCAUUAAGUGGAAUGACUAUAGGCGUAAUAGAUGAUGAAGAAAUGGAGUGCUGCUUUGAAAUAUCAGGUAACAUGAUAGAGAAGAUAAUAGUGACCUGUGGUAGUCCGAUGGAUGCCUCGGGAUGGGUGGAGGCCCUGGGGAAAGACCAGGCCCAGGUGACAGUGAUGAAUGGACCCAGUAGUAAAUCUCAAAUCACACAGGAAAAUCGCCUUCUGCCUAAUUCCAACACACCUGAUAUAGAUAUGGCAAAACAGAUUACAACCUAUGGGGAGAUUUCUACAUCUCAGCCCAGUAUAAGUUUACUGACCCCCGCAAAGACCGCUCUGGUGACACAUUCCACCUGGACCAUGUCCUGUCUCCGCCCAUCCCCACCCCUCAGGCAGCACCUGCCCUGUAAGGAGGACCUAGUCAGAAGUCCACGCAUGGGUCGCAAACCAGUACGGCGGAAACCCGUGCGGACCCACUCUCAGGAUGAGUAUGAUUACAAAUACAAGUGGCGACAAUAUGAUCCAAGAACAAUGGAAGAGGAUGCACUGAUUCUGAAGGUGAUAGAGGCCUACUGCACCAGUGCUAAGACCAGACACACCGUCAACUCCUUGGACUUGAAAAAGCUGCGUCUGAGUGCGGAUGGAACAGUUGAAGCUAUUGCUAAAGAAAAAUUUACUUUGGUGAGACCCCUCCCUAACCCUAAUCUUGGUACCAUUAAUGAAAGUGUCAAGAAGGCGGACGUUGCCGUCCAAGCAUUACCUAAGGAAUCGGUAAACAUAGUCAAACCAUUACAGUCAGAGGGUUCGGGCACCCCCAACGUCAUACGGCGGGAUGUCGGCAUCCAAGCUUUCGUGACCAGUCCACACGUCCUGAUGCCAGAGGAGGAGAAGAUUAUAAUGGACGACGGAGACCCCUCCAACCUCCAGGAAAAAACAUUGGUGGACACAGUUUAUUCUUUGAAGGACCAGGUUCGGAUGUUAGAGAAGGAGCAUAAAAAAAUGAAGCAUGAUUUGGAAGAAGAAAAGAAAGCAAGAAGGCGGUUAGAGACCAGCGUUAAAAAAUCCAUGAAAAGCAACAACCUUAUAUGGGAAGAAACGCCUACAUAGGCUCAUUAUUAGGGAUUCAAACUUGAUAAUAUGUUCAAUUUAUAGAUAUGUGUAGUGUUGUUAAGACUAAGCUGCAAUGAUAGUGCUGGUUUUGAAGAAUCCAACUGUGUUAUUAAUUGUGGAACUAAGAAUGCAUCUGAGUAUAGGAGAGAAAACAAGACACGAAGCAGGGAGUGAAUUUCUAAUUAGAAGUUGAAAGAUAUUUUUUAGAAUUUAAUUUUUAUGUCAUCUCUUUAGAAUGGUUGUAUGGUACUUGGACCAACAUAACUUAUAAACAGUGCUUUUGCGAGAUUUAUUUAUCUGUCAUAAUAUUGAAGUCCAAUACAUACAUGUACAUCUGUCUGAGAAAUUGUGAUUUAUUUUAUGGAAUAUUGAUAUUGUAUAAUGUAAAUUGAUAUUUCUGUUCGAUUCUCUCAUUUACAGAGAUAUUUCUAACAAGGAACUACGGUAUUAAUAUUAUUUAAACUUGUUGUGAAUCAUCGAGAUAUAACAUAUUCACAAGACUACAUUCUGUGUAUUUUACAGAGUAUGCUUGCAUUUAUUACCUGUUACAGAUUAAAAAUACAGUGAAUGUGCUUGUUCAGGUUUAGAGUGCUACACAUUUGAAAGCAUUUCAUUUCUGUUUAGGUUUAAUUUUUCAAAACCUUAGAAUAUUGACAUUCAGUGUUUUUUAAAGGUUAUUAAAAUUUCAACAUUCAUUUCCCAUAAUCAAUGCAAAAAUCUUUGUUUUUAUUAUAGUUUUAAGAUUGAUAAUUAAACAUUAUAACAGUAUUACAACAAAUUAUUAUUUAACAUGCAAAUUUUUACAUGAAUUGAAAUGUACAUUUCUUGCAAGUAUCUGAGCAUAAUAUGUAUUGCCAGCAAUGUGGUUGUGUAAAUUUUUGUGUCAUGUGCCUGAAGCAUUGAUUGCUUCAGUGAACAGAUAUCACCGUUCUAUAGGUGAUGGAGAUUGUACUUCAUUGUUUAAUGUGCCAAAUAUGAAGAUUUAGGGGAGGCAGAAAGAGAAACUAACCUAGUGUUUAUAGAUGAACAUGUAAUUUAAAAUUUGCUAGUAUUUGUAAUUAAGCAAAAAAAAAUAUUCACUUACUGCUAUCUUUGUACAUAUAUCUAGAGAAUGUUGAAAAAAAUAUGAAAGAACAAGAAACCGAACUCUGUAAUAUUCCUCGACGUGCAAUACACACAACAAUAGAAUUUGAUGUGUAUUUAAUUUGUCUCCUGACUUGUAGUGUGCUUUUUGAAAAUGAACAAACACAUCACAACCAAAUGUGAAUAAAAUAUCAAUUUAAAA